AUGCGCGCCCUUUUUGCUGCCACAUCUUUCCGGCGAAUAUUCACACGCUUGAUCCGACCAACCCACCAAAAGGUCCUUCCCCUCACCAACUUCCGCACAAUGGCUUCCGAAGCCAAGGACAUCACGGCACCGCCCGCCGAGAAGCAAGUCAUCGUCCACGAGGGCAAGCGCUACGUCACAGUCAAAGAAGGCCUCGCCCACAUUCUCGUCCCAGAACCGUCCGAAGAAGACAAGGAGAACCUCAGGCCCGACCAGGCUGUCCGACAGGUCUUCUACAACCCCAUCCAGCAGUACAACCGAGACUUGACCGUCCUCGCCAUCAAGGCCUACGGCAAGGAAGCAGUCCAGCAGAAGCAAGCCAGCCACUCCAAGCUUGAGAAGAUCAUCGAGAAGAAGAGGAAGCGAGAGGCCCAGAAGAAGGAACAGCAACCGAACAAGGCGCAAAAGGGAGCCGACGGCGAGAAGGCGACCACCGCACCCGCGAACCGAUGCUACAUCUGCCGAAACAGUACAGCAAAAUGGAGAAGAGACCAAGGAUGUCACAGAACAAGAGACCGACGUUCCCGUCGAGAAGGGGGACGAACAAGCUACGAACGGAGAAGCCAAGAGGGAAAGCAGCCACCAUUUACCGUGCUCGAUGCGCUAUCAGCCAGUGGCCUUCGUGCCCUGAGGUACGCCCACGAAAUUCCGUUCCUCACCUCAGUAACGGCGAACGAUCUCCUCGCGACCGCUGUCGAUUCCAUCAAACUCAACGUCAAGCACAACCGCCUCGAAGACAAGGUCAACGUUUGCCACGACGAUGCGUUGGCCCAUAUGUACACCCUGAUUGCGAAGGAGCUUCGCGCCAAGGAUCCCAAGGGCAAGCCCACCCUGAGCGAAAAGUACGACGUUGUCGAUCUCGAUCCCUACGGUACCGCUGCUCCCUUCCUGGAUGCUGCCGUGCAGUCUGUGCGCGAUGAUGGUGGUUUGCUCUGCGUUACCUGCACUGAUUCCGGUGUAUGGGCCUCCAACGGAUACCCCGAGAAGUGCUACUCCUUGUAUGGCGGUGUCCCUGUCAAGGCAUGGUUUUCUCACGAAGUCGGCAUUAGACUUGUUCUUUACUCUAUCCAAACGGCCGCUGCGAAGUACGGUCUCACCAUUGAGCCUCUCCUCUCGCUGUCCAUCGACUUCUACAUCCGAGUCUUUGUCCGCGUCAAGAAGUCUCCUGCUGCUGUCAAGUUCCAGGGCGGCAAGAACAUGAUGGUGUACAACUGCGAUAGCGGCUGCGGAGCUUGGUCAACACAGAUGCUGAUGAGAAACAAGUCCUCGCCGAACAAGAAGGGCUCCGGCGUCUUUUACAAGCACACCUUUGCUCAGGGACCUUCGGUUGAUAAGGGCUGUGAGCACUGCGGUUCCACCAUGCAUAUGGCCGGUCCGAUGUACGGUGGUCGCAUCCACUCACCCAAUUUCAUCAAGCGCGUCCUCGGCGAACUCGAUGAUGCGCCUACCGAUGUUUACGGAACGACCCUGAGGAUAAGGGGUAUGCUGCAGACGGCCCUUGAGGAGAUUUUGUUGACCCCCGACGAACAAGAAGCUGAGAAGGCCAAGGAGGAGGCAAUCAAGGCCGGCAAGAAGCUGGAUCCCGCCUUCAAGGAGGCCGAGCUCGCGGCUAUUGAUCCCUACCCGUUCUAUUUCCACCCUGCUACCAUUUCCGGCAUUCUCAAGUGCUCCUGCCCACCAGAGGCACCCCUCAAGGGCGCGCUGCGCGGUCUCGGCUACCGGGUUACGAGGAGUCAUUGCAAGCCGGGUAGCAUCAAGACCGAUGCACCAUGGUCGAUCAUUUGGCAUGUGUUCAGGGAGUGGAUCCGCCAGAAGGCACCCGUGAAGGAGGACAACAUCAAGCCUGGUACGCCUGGAUACAGGCUGCUGCGCCUGAGUGAGAAGAAGAAGCAGGAGGAGCAAACAGAAGGUGGUGAGACUCCCAAGGAGCAGCAGAGUGAACAAGCGGAGGAAGAGAAGAUGCCCGAGGUUGUGUUCGAUGAGCAGCUUGGUCGGGAUGACAAGACCGUCAAGUUGGUCAGAUAUCAGGCGAACCCAAGAGAAAACUGGGGUCCUCUAAACAGGGCAGUAGGCAAGGUGCCUUCUCACCACCGUAAGGAUUAA
This is a messenger RNA of Sordaria macrospora k-hell, 2142 nucleotides long. RefSeq lists its product as uncharacterized. Gene Ontology annotation, molecular function: RNA binding; tRNA (guanine(10)-N2)-methyltransferase activity. Lineage: Eukaryota; Fungi; Ascomycota; Sordariomycetes; Sordariales; Sordariaceae. Gene Ontology annotation, biological process: tRNA N2-guanine methylation. Gene Ontology annotation, cellular component: nucleus. The record is from RefSeq and is a predicted model, not a curated record.